This is a messenger RNA of Tricharina praecox, 633 nucleotides long. RefSeq lists its product as uncharacterized. Lineage: Eukaryota; Fungi; Ascomycota; Pezizomycetes; Pezizales; Pyronemataceae. The record is from RefSeq and is a predicted model, not a curated record. Gene Ontology annotation, biological process: protein insertion into ER membrane. Gene Ontology annotation, molecular function: protein folding chaperone. The coding region runs from base 43 to 561 and encodes 172 amino acids. The transcript has 5 exons. Gene Ontology annotation, cellular component: endoplasmic reticulum membrane.
GGUAUUCUUCGGCGAGUGAUGCGGCAUGAGUAACAUACCACCAUGGUCCCUUGGCACCAUGUACGCCGAGCUUUGGCCAGUAUUCAUCGGCCCCGAGCUCCAGAGACAACGAACAGAUCUCACCUAACACGCAACCACAACUACCGUACCUCACCAUUGAUCAACCCACCACGACUCUACGGACAUCGCAACAAUCUCUACCACAAAAUGUCUUUCAACAGAAACCUCAAAGACCAGCGCCGCAUGGAGCUCGCAAUCCCAUACAUUGCGCCCGAGACCAAGAUUGAAGAACAGUCGAUGUCCGACACGUUGAGCACUGCUCUUCCUAUGGCCGCGAUGUUCACCCGCCACCGCAUGAUCGGCUGGGGCGCUGUUGUCUUCGCGAUCCAGAGUUGGCUGAACGAGACACCGGCGCAGCUUGCGGGCGGAAAGCAGCCUGCAUACUUUGGUGUUGGAAUGGCGUUCAUGAGUUUGUUGAUCACGUACAUGCCGAUUUUCUUCCCUGUGCCGGUGAAGAUGGAUGCUACCGGCACUGCGCCGGCGGCGCCUGUGGCGCAAUAGAUGGCAUGGGAAGCAUGUAGGAUGGUGUAUGAUGUUGUAUGAUAAUUAAUGCGUAAUAAUAACGAUAAGGAU